AUGCCUGGAUCCGGUGAGAUCCCGCUCAACCACCACCGUGCCAACAUCCGCGAGCCGAUGCCGUUGACGGGCGUGCCACCUGCUUUCGACCGGACUCCGGGGUUUGAGGCGAUUGAUCGGAUCGCCAGGGACGGCUUCUGGGAGAUCCUAGAGAAAACCGCCGGGAUCCUAAACCAAAACGACAUCUAUGUUACGGAGAUCGAGGAUCGAACGAAGGAGGAGGUGGCCAAGCUGAAGCAGCAGCUUAUCGAGUCCGAAAAGCUGCAUUUGGAGGAGGAGCUGAAAUCGAAAGCGGAGAUCUCCAUGCUCAAAGAACAGAUGCGCAAUCUCGAGAUCAAGUGCGGCCAGACGGAUACGAAGCUCGAGGCCAAAAUGAAGCUACUCGACAUGACAGAGGCCAAAUUGAGUGCCCUCCUGAAGGAGAUCGGUGUUUUGCACACCCAGAUUGACAAAACCGAAGCCAAGAACAAAGAGUACGAGGCCAUGAUCGAAGAACUUGAAAGGGAAGCCUCGGAGUUGCGCUCGCGCUUGGUGGAAUUUACCAAGGGGAAGGAUGAGUCGUCGGUGCCGUUGCUCCACGCGUUGAAGGAGGACUGGCAGGACAAGACGCUGUGCAAGUUCGACGGCUCUGAACACUUG
Mesorhabditis spiculigera is the source of this 639-nucleotide messenger RNA. Lineage: Eukaryota; Metazoa; Nematoda; Chromadorea; Rhabditida; Rhabditidae. The record is from the annotation of a GenBank genome assembly.